This is a messenger RNA of Tuber aestivum (summer truffle), 3068 nucleotides long. NCBI's taxonomy places the organism in Eukaryota, Fungi, Ascomycota, Pezizomycetes, Pezizales, Tuberaceae. The record is from the annotation of a GenBank genome assembly.
CCAACCACACAGAGCGUUCCCCUUGCAGAUAGCGUUGGGUUGGUUGCGGGAAAUUGGACUGGGUGUGUGUGAGCGCGUGCACGACCGCACUACCCUAUCCCCCCCCCUUUUGGCCACCCUGGCCCUCGUUUCCUGCUUUGGAAGCUGUCUCGGCGCUGGUUUGAGGGUCUUGGCUCUCAUUAGUAUCCCCUUUUUCAAGGACCACUCCUCCCACCCCUUCUUCUCUCUCUUGCCUACCCAUUCUCCCACAACACUUCACGACACUCACUCUUUCUCCUUUGAUUUUUUUCUUUCCUUUCCAUUUUUAAUUGCUCCGUCAUCGUUUCGCCGGGCGUAAGCGGUAUACACCAGAGGCGAUACACUGUCCUCAUCCGCUGCUACCACAAGCAAACAUACUAUCUCAACAUUUAACCUAGUCAGCCCUUCGGCAUUACAGAAUUUCACCGUCGCUCUUUAUACAACACAUUAUUUGGCAAUCUACAAACAUUCACAAUGCGCUUCACUGUUGCGGCUCUUGGUGCAUUGGGAUUCCUUGGCAGUGUAGCCACAGCCAUCAAUACUAUUGAGCUCAAGGGCAGACACUUCGUCGAUAGCGUGACCGGAAAGGAGUUCUUCGUACGUUGUCCUCAGGGCCCUUCGAGCAGGCACCGCUCAGUGCUAAUUUGCUAAUUGAUGCUAUGUAGAUUAAAGGGGUCGAUUACCAACCUGGUGGUGCCGCUAGUGUCGAGAAGGGAGGAGACCCCCUGACCGAUCGCGAUAAGUGUGCUCGUGAUGUCUACCUUUUCCAAAAACUCGGUAUCAACACAAUUCGGGUCUACUCCGUAGAUCCCACCCAAGAUCAUAACGAGUGUAUGACGAUAUUAGCGGCUGCUGGUAUCUAUCUGGUUUUGGACGUCAACACUCCGCUUGAGCAUCAGCACUUGAACAACGAGGAGCCAUGGACUACGUACACUUCCAUGUACAUGGAGCACAUAUUUGGUGUUAUGGACGUGUUCUCUGGGUAUGAUAACACGUUGGCCUUCUUGGCUGGUAAUGAAGUUAUCUUCGACCCCGCCUCCGCUAAGGCAUCUCCCAAUUAUGUCAAGGCUGUUGUGCGUGACAUGAAGGCCUACAUCACCAACCAAAUUCACAGACGGAUCCCUGUUGGUUAUUCCAAUGCUGAUGACUUGAGGUUCCGUAAGGCUCUUGCUUCUUAUCUUGAAUGUGGUGACACUGGAUAUAUUGAUUUCUGGGGUGUCAACUCGUAAGUUUUCCUCCGGGUUGCAUUCGGAGAUGACUCUAACGUGUUUUGAAGGUACCAGUGGUGUGGUAAGAACACCUUCGAGGGGUCGGGUUAUGAUAAGCUUGUUGAGGACUAUAAGGACUACUCUCUUCCUAUCUUCUUCACCGAGUAAAACCUCCAUUCACUUUAUUAUCUUGACAACUUUGAUAUUAACGAGUGAUUAGGUAUGGUUGCAACAAAGUCCGCCCCAGAAUCUGGCAGGAGGUCGACGCUCUUUACUCUGAGAAGAUGACCGGCGUUUUCUCCGGCGGUUUGGUUUACGAGUUCACCCAAGAGGCCAACGACUAUGGUCUCGUUACCAUCAAGGAUGAAAAUGCUGAAAUCCUUGGCGAGUUUGAUUCUCUCAGUGACGCGUUCGCGAAAACCCCUAAGGAGCCAACCAUUCCCUCCGGUGCUAGCAGCCCAAAACGCCCUGUUGAUUGCCCUGCGGCGAGCACGAUGACCGGCAUCACCGCCAACUUUACUCUUCCCACCACUCAAGGUGCUGAGUAUAUCAAGAACGGUGUCGACGGGACCAAGUUCGUGAAGGGAAAAUUCGUCACAGGCCCUACUUUCACUACCACUCAUAAAGUUACCGAUAGUGGGGGUAAUGAGGUCACCGACAAGACUGUCAAGGAAGUCGCUACGUACACGCAGUCUGCUAUCCCUGAUGGGGGCAUUGGAACCAACAUUGGUGGUGGCACUGGAAGCGGUGGGGAGUCCAGUAGUGGAUCUGGGUCAGAUACCGCUUCGGACAAGAAAAAUGGUGCUGGUUCUGCCAAGAGCAUCACCUUCGGGUGGUCGCUCGGUUUGAUCGCAGUUGGGUUUGCCGCCUUCUUGUAAAAUUGGCUUGAGUGCCCUUUGUUGCGGUUGUGAAAUGAUUUCCUUGUUUGUUUUUUUGGUGUUAUAACGGGUAGAAUCUAAUCAGUAGAUGGAGGGGAAGUCCCGAUCUGCCCUUCAUCUAUCUAUCUCCGGAUCUGUAAGUCGGUCACGUUUGUGAUUAAGUUGAGCAACAGGAACGGACUUAUUUAGAGGCUCUUACAUAUUUUUCUUGCAUUUCUUCACGGGCCUUCGGACGAUUUUGAUUCGGAGCGCUGUGGAUUGGGUGUCCUUGUUUUCGCUUUACGAUAUUCUCGCGCCUUUUUUUUUAUAUAUCGUUCCCUCCUAGUUUUCGCUUGUAAACUGUGCAAAAAAAAUUCAUUCCUGCGUUGUCGAUCUUCUGGAUGGUGUGCUCGCAAAGUAGUUGAUGUCAAGGCCUUUUAUAUCGUGGUCUGCCGGACAGCCAGGUCACAGGAUAUUGUGAAGUACGCGUCGGUUGCGUCCACUGACGCGUCAUAUUAUUCGAGUUUGGAUAAGUGGGGACCGGCAUACUGUCCAUGGGAGGGGACUUGGGGGGGCUAUUUGUAGGAACUGUUUCAAGUACUGCACACGGACCGUCUCCUCACACUGCCGCAGUUGCAAAUGUGGUAUCAUACUCAAAUCUGGUGCUGUGCUCGUGCCCGUGUGCUCUUCAAGCUCCAUUCCUUCUCCUUCUCCCUCUCGCUCUAACAUCGUAGCAUUAUUAUCAGCAUCCUAGUUGCCCGCCCUUCCUGGUUAUUAUGGGGAGCAUCGCAGGGGUACUGUGCCCGUGUAUAAUGCUGUGCAGCAGCAACACCUGCUAGUCAAAUUGGCUCCGCAUCGUGCUUGUAACCAAUUCGAUAUUGAGGGACAGGAAGUGUUUGGAGAACGAAUUUUAUUCCAACUGAAUUUGAAUGGGAAGGGGGAAUCGAAGGGGAAAGAAGGUCACAUAGACCGGUGCAGUCUACUU